CCCCGCUGGGCUGGGCUGGGCUGGGCUGACCCCUCCCCAGUCGGGGGCGGGACCCCAGGAAGUGCGAGUUAGCAGAACCGCUGGGGAGCAUCAGACGGUGGAGAGGCGCUAUGGCGGGAACGAAUCCCGGGGCCCGCUUCUACCGGCAGAUCAAGAGACAUCCCGCGCUCAUCCCGAUGAUCGGCUUCAUUGGCCUGGGAAUGGGCAGCGCCGCGCUGUACCUCCUGAGACUCGCCCUGCGCAGCCCCGACGUCUGCUGGGACAGAAAGAACAACCCAGAGCCCUGGAACCGCCUGAGCCCCAAUGACCAAUACAAGUUUCUUGCAGUUUCCACUGACUAUAAGAAGCUGAAGAAGGACCGGCCAGACUUCUAAGCUGGCUGGGGUGCCUAUGAGAAGUAAACCACCAUCAGCCGGACGACUCAUUUCUUCCAUUCUCUGCCCCCUGCCCCCAGGGCGCCACUCUAGCCACCCUGUCCAGCUGCUGCUUACACAGGCUUAGUUCCCACAGGAGGGGAGACGGCUCCCCACCCCCUUCCCGUGCUCCCUCAGCGGAAGCGCCUCUGACCCUCCGUUGGAGUCCCACGCGGGGGGAGGAGUUAGGAGGGCGGGCAGUGUGUUGACCCAAAAGGCUCCAACCAGCCCCUCUGCCCCCCUACUGGGGCCUUGCAGGGUGUGGCUCAGGCUACGUGUUGAGCGUGGCCAACGUGAGCCAAGAGCAAGCGAGGGCCUCUUGGUGCCAAGUGACGUGGCGGGCCCCACGUUAGCCCAGGCUCUGGUUCCCGUGCAGGGGAGGUGCUGCUCUGGCUCGACUGGGCUCGUCCCCUGCCGUCCCCUGCCGCCCAGCCCGCCCUGGAUGAGGCACCUUCGCCAGGGGAAGCUCAGCGAGAGCUCCUCCCCGAGCCUAAGCCCACUGAUUCCCCAGCCAACAGGCAUCCCCUCCCUGCAGCCUUGCACCUGGGCCUCCCCCUGCCAUCCUGCCCCUCCCUUGCUCCCCUCAGUCCCCUGGGAUCAAACAGAAGCAGCCGUGGGCAAAAUACAAUUUCAUUUAACAAAUUGAA
Molecule: messenger RNA, 1060 nt
Organism: Neogale vison (American mink)
Lineage: Eukaryota; Metazoa; Chordata; Mammalia; Carnivora; Mustelidae
Gene: COXFA4L2
Product: NDUFA4 mitochondrial complex associated like 2
Exons: 4
Coding region: 111-374 (87 amino acids)
Source: RefSeq, a predicted model, not a curated record